GUGAGCGAGCAAGCUUGGCCUUGAAGCGAAGAACCUGUCUCUCCUAUCUCCUUUGAGAAAAAUAAAUAUUAAAAUCCAAAAGGAAAAUCGGAAAAAAGUGGUAUAAUAAUUUAAGAAUUUCUUACUAAAAGAAAUUAUAAGGAGUAAAGAGAUUAGGUUCUGUAAUAAUUUAGCAGGGAAAGCCUGGGUAGUGGUUAGUGUGUCUUUUAAAAUCAUACAGGUCACCUGUUUGCUUCAGCAGGUAAGCCAAGGCCUCUGUCUCUCUUUCUCUCUCUCUCUCUCUAUCUCUAUCUCUCACUUUGUGCAUGCUUUCUCUCUCUUUUUUUUCUCUCUAGGCUAAUAGAGGACUCCUACAUUGUCUGUGAUCUAUAUGUAUAAUAAAAGUUGGAAUUUGAUGCUUGCUUUACUGUUUGUGGAAGUACCCAAUUGGUGAAUUUGGUUUUUCUUGUCAAAUUUAAGCAAGCAUUUGAUGCUCUUGCAGGUACUAUCAAACACCCGUUUUAGGGGACUGUGAAUGAAACUCUUUUCUUUUCUGUUCUUGUAUAAUUCAAGUAGAAUUUAAUGCUUUUUGGUCUUUUUUGGAAACCCAUCUGAGAAUAUCUCAAAAGGUGCUCUGCAGCUUCCCUUUUCUUUGGUUACUUGGCCUUCUUGGGUCUUCUGAUUCAAAACUUGAAGAGCUAGUCAUUUCACUUCUCUAUACACUAUUUUCUAAUUCCACAUUCAUUGGUUAAAGUUUGAGGUCUUCCCCCUGAAUUAGGUUCCAAAUGAAGAGAUUCAGUCUGCCAAUUUUAAUACAUUGGUGUCUUAAAUGAGUGGAGCUGCUUUCUUGUACGAGCAAAAGUGAAAAGGGAAUCUGCUUUUCUUUUGUAAGGACUGAUGAGCUGUUAGCUGGCUAAUGCCAUAGUUUGUCUAUGUCUACUUUAUGCUCUGAAAGGUUCACUUUCUUGUCUCUAGGAAGCAUUUUCCGUUUUAUCGUUGCAUAUUAGAGUAGCCUUGAUCCUAAGGUCUUUUCAAAGAUGAGUUAAGUAGCUGUUGCUGGUUAGAUUUUAUGCUUUCAUACAUUGGAUUUCCUCUUUUUUCACUUUGUGUCUAUGGGAUGCUGCAAUGAGGCGUUUCUUUUACUUUAGCACCCGCUCAGUUCUAUAAAGCUGCCAAGGCCCAAGGCCACUUGUUCCUUGUUGAGUCCUGCAAGAUAUCACCAGCUAAUUCUGGUCAAACCCACUUUAGCUUUAAUCUAUAGUUCCUUCUGUUUUAUAUCUAUAUUUAGUCCUGCUCUUGGCUAACUGUUGGGUUGGGUUUUCCACAAAAUCACACAUAGGCUUGUUUUUUAGAAUUUGGGGAUUUAGCUUUUGAAUCUGGAGAAAUGGGUGGUAAUGGUGAUAACAAUGAUGGUAAGGCGUUUCAAAAUGGAGGCCAAAGUGUUAUCAAUUGUCAAUCUUCAGGAAUGCGUGGAAACCCCUUCUUUGCUCCUGCUUGGGAUCCAGUUGUUUCAAUGAGUCAGCAUGAGAAUUUUGGAGGUUCAUCAAUGGUGUCUCAAAGUGAAUUUACCAAUUCUCCUUACCCUGUUGUGAUGGAAAACCAGGGAAACAGUACCACUUCCCAUCUUGUUCAUUACCCAUCUGAUUCAAGUUAUGCUGAGCUAAUGCCCAAGUUUCCUUCCUAUGGAAGUGGGAGCUUCUCAGAAAUGGUUUGUUCAUUUGGUCUCACCGAGUGUAGCCAGAUUGCCAAUACUGGCUGCCAUCUUAAUUAUUCCUCAAACAAGGAGGCAAAUGUCGAAAGGACUAUAACAAAUUGUGUAGAAUCUCAAGAAGAUCGCCAAUUAACGGAAGAGCCCAUUAUAGGGGCUACACCUGAUGGGAAACGAAGAAAACGAGUGGCUGAAUCCAAUUCUCCUUUUGAUCCAAAUAAGAAUGCUGAAGGAGAGCUACAAAAGGAUCCUUCUGGACAUAGCUCUGAGGUUCAAAAAGAACAGGAUGAGAAGAAGCCAAGAACUGAACAGAAUACUGCUGCUAAUUUGCGGGGUAAACAAGCAGCUAAACAAGCUAAAGACAAUUCUCACAGUGGAGAAGCUCCAAAUGAGAAUUACAUUCAUGUCAGGGCGAGAAGGGGUCAGGCUACCAAUAGCCACAGCCUUGCUGAAAGGGUGAGAAGAGAGAAGAUUAGUGAGCGGAUGAGAUUGUUGCAAGAACUCGUUCCAGGAUGCAAUAAGAUUACUGGAAAGGCAGUAAUGCUAGAUGAAAUCAUCAACUAUGUGCAGUCGUUGCAACAACAGGUCGAGUUUUUGUCCAUGAAACUUGCCACUGUGAAUCCUGAACUAAGCCAUGACAUUGAGAGGAUUCUGUCCAAAGAUAUACUUCAUUCAAGAGGUAGCAAUGCUGCUCUUAUGGGAUUCAGUCCUGGGAUGAAUGCUCACCCUUAUUCACAUGGAAUUUUUCCAGCAAACAUACCAAUAAUUCCAAAUACAAAUCCACAAUUUCCACCCGUUCCUCAUGCAGCACUAGACCACGAUCUCCAAAGCCUUUUCCAAAUGGGAUUUGAUUCAAGUUCUGCUAUUGACAGUUUGGGAGCAAAUGGGCGGUUGAAGCCGGAGCUCUAAAAUCUGAAAGAAAUCAAAGGUUCUAAUUCCUCCUAACAAAUAAUUUGAAGUGUUUCAAGUUGACUUGCACAUUAAAAGUCUUUUAGGAAAGGGAAAGAAAAAGGGAAGAAGUUUCUUGGUUGUAUAGGUUCAGCUCCUAACUGCUUGUUCUUCGAAUUUUUAGCAGAAGAAAGAUUUAAGUGUUAGAAUCACACACAUGUAUAUUUUUAGAUUUAAAAAAAAAAAAAAAAAAAAAAAAAAAACAAGAAGCAGACAUUGAUUGGUGAAGUUGACUUGUGUUUCUUCUUUUCAUUCUUUUUCCUUUCCUUUGUAGCUGGUAUUCUGAAUUAAAGGGAGUGAACAUUUUUGAGUUUUUUGUUUGGGGAAAUAUUGGAGAGAGUUUCCCUCUUGUAGAAUAGAUGAAGCAUGAAGUUAUUUUUCAUAAUUCCCACA
This is a messenger RNA of Hevea brasiliensis (rubber tree), 3028 nucleotides long. RefSeq names its product transcription factor bHLH74. Gene Ontology annotation, cellular component: nucleus. NCBI's taxonomy places the organism in Eukaryota, Viridiplantae, Streptophyta, Magnoliopsida, Malpighiales, Euphorbiaceae. Gene Ontology annotation, molecular function: DNA-binding transcription factor activity; protein dimerization activity. The record is from RefSeq and is a predicted model, not a curated record. The transcript is spliced from 8 exons. Gene Ontology annotation, biological process: regulation of DNA-templated transcription. The coding region runs from base 1364 to 2596 and encodes 410 amino acids.